Messenger RNA from Oryza sativa Japonica Group (Japanese rice), 2646 nucleotides. RefSeq names its product TOM1-like protein 9. NCBI's taxonomy places the organism in Eukaryota, Viridiplantae, Streptophyta, Magnoliopsida, Poales, Poaceae. Gene Ontology annotation, molecular function: phosphatidylinositol binding; ubiquitin binding. The record is from RefSeq and is a predicted model, not a curated record. Gene Ontology annotation, biological process: protein transport to vacuole involved in ubiquitin-dependent protein catabolic process via the multivesicular body sorting pathway.
UUCCAAGAAAAGAAAAUAGGAGGAAAUCGUUAGACAAGGCGGGUGGGGGGGCAUCGCAUCUGGAGGUGGAGGCCAAUCCGCUCGCUCGCUCGCUCGCCGGCGACCCGAAUCCGGCCAGGAGGGGGGGCGGCUGGCCGGAGCUAGGGUGGGUGGGUGGUUGGCCGCACCACCUUCCUCCGCGCCGCCGGAGCGUGGGCAGCGGCGGCGGCCGGUGGGAGGAGGGGAAGCAUGGCGGGCUCCAUGGUGGACCGGGCGACCAGCGACAUGCUCAUCGGGCCCGACUGGGCCAAGAACAUGGAGAUCUGCGACAUCUGCAACCGCGACCCCGGGCAAUCAAAAGAUGUUGUUAAGGCACUCAAGAAAAGGAUUGGGCACAAAAAUCCAAAAGUCCAAAUUCUUGCGCUGACUCUCUUGGAAACUGCAAUCAAGAACUGUGGGGAUAUAUUCCACAUGCAUGUUGCAGAAAGAGAUGUGUUGCAUGAGAUGGUGAAGAUAGUGAAGAAAAAGUCUGAUCAGAAUGUCAAAGAGAAGGUAUUAACUAUGAUAGAUACAUGGCAAGAAGCAUUCGGGGGACCACGUGCAAGAUAUCCACAGUACUAUGCAGCGUACCAUGACUUGGUGCGUGCUGGAGCUGCAUUUCCAAAGAGAUCUGAUCGACCUGCACCAUUGUUUAAUGGCCAGUCUCCAGCAGGCAGAAAUAUGCGUAGUCCUGAUCAGCAGGAUGAAGCUGAAUCGUCUGCUGGAAAUGAUUUUCCUGCUUUGAGCAUGUCAGAGAUUCAGAAUGCUCGUGGUAUAAUGGAUGUGCUAGCCGAGAUGCUAAAUGCUUUAGACCCUGGAAACAGAGAGGGACUAAGGCAGGAGGUAAUUGUGGAGCUUGUUGAUCAGUGUCGCACUUACAAGCAGAGAGUGGUACUACUAGUUAAUGCUACCGCGGAUGAGGAACUUAUGUCACAAGGGCUUGCACUGAAUGAUGACUUGCAACGUGUUCUCGCAAAACACGAUGCAAUUGCUGCAGGCAUUGCAGUUCGAGUGGAGAAGAAACCUAAGUCUCUGCAGGCACUUGUAGACACUGAGGAUUCUAUGAACCAAGACUCUAAGAAAGAGCAGGCACUUGUAGAUAUUGAGGAUCCUACAACCCAAGAGACUAAUAAAGAACCAAGCCAAAGUGCCAGUGUGCAGUCACCAUUUGAGCAACUAGCGCUUCCAGCACCUCCGGUGUCAAAUGGCUCAGCAACCCCAGCACCAAAAUCCGAUCUUGGCGUCGAUCUUCUUAGCUGGGAUGACAACCCAUCUACAACAGAAAAUUCACUAGCGCUUGUCCCAGUUACUGAUCCAGUAGUUGAUUCUACUCCAAGUCAAAAUGCACUAGCUAUCGUUGACAUAUUCUCUCAAAACAACACAACCAAUAACAUUGCCAAACCUGCGGAUCCCUUUGGUGUUAAUUCUAGCUCUACUCUUCCUGGAUCACAGCCAUACAAUGCUCCAACCCAGCAUCCUCUGCAAGCACAGCAGCAGCCUCAGCAGGUGGGCCUCUAUCCUAAUGGGGGAGCUGUGAACCCUGGAACAUCAUACCCCACAAGUUCUGGGUGGAAUGGUCAAAUUGCGAACAAUGCGACGCCUCCAGCGCAGCAAACAGUGAAUUAUGAUGAGCAAAGUGGAGCCCUUCCCCCACCUCCUUGGGAAGCUCAGUCAGCGCCAAGCGGCGACAUGUCAAAUGGCGGUAUGCAGUCUCACCCGGUGUCAAACGGCCAAUUUGGAGGUAUGCCAUCUCUCCCAACACCAUCAAACCAGAUGGGUGGGAUGCAGCCCUUGCACCCGCAGAUGAACCAGAUGGGAGGUCCACAAGCCCACCAAAUGUACAACAACCAACAACCGGGAGCCAUGCAACCCAGCCAACCUGCUGUAACCCAGAUGCAAUCAGGCUUUGCGAACCAAUUCGGUUCGAUGCCACCACACUCCAUGCCAGGAAUGCAAUUCCCCGGGAUGCAACCUUCGCCGAUGCCAGGAGCGCAGCCAGUCAUGAUGUAUGCGCAACCGAUGAUGAUGCCGGGUAUGCAGUUUGCAGCCAUGCCGCAACCACGAAUGUAUGGCCCCCAGAUGUCCCAGUACCGGCUUGUGCAGCAGCAAGCGGCACAAUACUACAGCAACAGCCAAGGGAGGCCAACAUACUACGCUGGUAUGAAUGACCUCUCCCAGAAAAUGUAUGGCCUCUCCAUGCAAGACAGCUCUUACAUGGGGAUGAACAGCUCGCCCUACUCUACAACACCUUCAUCAUCAUCUUCCAUGGGGCAACCAUCGAAGCCUGAGGACAAGCUGUUUGGAGAUCUUCUUAGCAUUGCCAAAACAAAGCAGAACAAGGCUUAAUGAGAAACAAUCAAAUGGAGUAUUAAAAAAAAAGUGUGAAGAGGUCUAAUAUCUCUUGUGUAAUUGUUACACAUUUUUUUCCCCACGUGGCUUGAUCAUACGCUGUUGUAGCAUUUGAAUGUAUAAUCUUGUUCCGGUUUUGUACGAUGCCCGGCCCCGAUUGAUUUCAUUUGAUUCGUUAUACAUACAGUACCGUGUGUACUGAUCACGGCCGCUGAGAGGAUACGCUGGUAAAUUAAUUGAUGAUCUAGUAUAAUAAGCAUGUAUUUUUCCCCCCUCUGA